Molecule: messenger RNA, 747 nt
Organism: Vigna angularis (adzuki bean)
Lineage: Eukaryota; Viridiplantae; Streptophyta; Magnoliopsida; Fabales; Fabaceae
Exons: 1
Coding region: 1-747 (248 amino acids)
Biological process (GO): negative regulation of abscisic acid-activated signaling pathway
Source: RefSeq, a predicted model, not a curated record
AUGGAAAGCAAUGGUGAAGCAGAAAACAGUUGUGGAAAAGUUUGUUCUCCAUCAUCAGAAAAGCCAUCACUGAUGCUGAUGAAGAAGAAGAACAAGAAGAAGAAGCUUUGUUGCAGAUAUUGUAACAAGAAGUUCAGCAGUUUCCAAGCCUUGGGUGGACAUCAGAAUGCACACAAGGCAGAAAGAGCAGUAGCACAGAGAGAGAAGAUUCUGAACAUGGCUUCUGCAUAUGGCAGAACUUCAUAUGUUGGUGGUGUUGAUUCAAACAACUGUCAUGGAUUGAGAGGAAAAUCAUGUGGGGUGUCAGAAAUUUCCAUGACUCAUUUCAAGCCACAUUUUGGACUAACACAUGAUCAUCAAUGGUCAAAGCAGUACACUUUGGAUUAUGUUCAAGCCACAAUUCAAAAGUUGCAGACUUUGAAUGAUGAAGGGAGUGGAUUUCAUCAAGAUCACAUAUCAUAUCAACCUUUAACUUUUUCUAUACUUGGAGAUGAAAAACUAAAUUCAGAGUUGUUGUUUAAUACUAGUUUAUCUAAUCAAGAAAAAGAUUCUGCAGUGAUAUCUCGUAAUGAAAUUACAAUGAUGCAUGAUUUGAAUGUCAAGAAUUCAAGUGGUGAUGAGAACUCUGAUGAAGAAAAUGGUUUUUCUGCAAUGGCUGCUGGCAAUGCAGUGGUGGAGGAACUUGAUUUGACUCUCAAGAUUGCCAAUAGAGUGGUGGAGGAACCUGAUUUGACUCUCAAGAUUUGA